AUGACUUCCGCAACGCCCCUGAAGGUGAUUGUGAUAGGCGCAGGAUCUACUGGGCUACUGCUAGCACAGGCCCUGAAACAGAAUGGCAUUGCAUGCACCGUAUACGAGCGAGAGGACCAUAGCACCUACCAGAACCGCGCACGCGAGUGGGGUAUGACCUUGCACUGGGGAGCAGAGUAUCUGUCCAAGUGCAUUCCGCCGGAUAUGGUCGCCCAAAUCGACGAGAACAUCUGCUGUGACCCGUUCUUCAAGGGCAAAAUCUCAUCGCUCCCCAUCUACAAUGGCGCCACGGGCGAGAAGCUCUUUGAAAUGCAGGGCAUGGACCCCAGGCGAGUAUCACGAAAGAAGCUGAGGAAGUUCUUGAGCCAGGGGAUCGACGUACAGUACGGUAAGAGGUUGGCGUCUGUUUCUGUUUCCGGGGAUACCUCGACAGCCGUCUUCGAAGACGGUUCAAGCACAUCUGGGUCUCUCCUGGUGGGGUGCGAUGGAUCCCAUUCGACGGUGCGCAAGUUCCUGGUGGGUGAAGAGUUGGCCAAGGAGGAGUACAUGGACAUCCAGAUGUUCAACGUCAGCUGCACCUUCUCCAAAGAAACAGCAGAAUACCUGCGGUCGAUCCACCCGAUCUUCAAGCACAGUUACCAUCCAGGAGGCUUCACGUGGUGGAACUCGAUCCAGGAUGUCACGGAUCCCGACAAGCCCGACACCUGGCUGUUUCAGAACCUGCUGUCCUGGCCCGGUGCCCCGAGGCCAGAGGACCUUCCGGACCAGGCAUCCCGCCUCAAGUUCUGGCGCGACCAGAUUCCCAAGUACGCUGAGCCGUUCGCCACCAUUGGCAAGGAACUUCCGGACGACCUGGUCUUCCCCACGGACCGGACCGUAGUGUGGAAGCCCGACAUGGACUGGUCGCAGUCGCCGCUGUGGCCGCGGGUCACCAUCGCCGGCGACGCCGCGCACGCGAUCCCGCCGUUCCGCGGCCAGGGACUGAACAACGCGCUGCAGGACGCGGCCAAGCUGAUCGACGAGAUCAGGGAGUGGCGUGCCGGCAACAAGACCUUGGGCGAGGCCAUCGCCGACUACGAGAAGGAGAUGAAGGAGCGCGCCCUGCUGGAGAUGAAGAUCUCGAUCCUCCAGGCUGAGACCGUACACAAUUGGGACAGGCUGAUGGAAGCGCCGUUCAUCAAGCACGGCAUGAACAAGUACAAGGAGGAACAUGGCGCGAAUUAA
Molecule: messenger RNA, 1224 nt
Organism: Fonsecaea nubica
Lineage: Eukaryota; Fungi; Ascomycota; Eurotiomycetes; Chaetothyriales; Herpotrichiellaceae
Exons: 4
Coding region: 1-1224 (407 amino acids)
Molecular function (GO): FAD binding
Source: RefSeq, a predicted model, not a curated record